Haemonchus placei is the source of this 228-nucleotide messenger RNA. The record is from the annotation of a GenBank genome assembly. NCBI's taxonomy places the organism in Eukaryota, Metazoa, Nematoda, Chromadorea, Rhabditida, Trichostrongylidae.
GUCUGUGGUGAUAACGCCAAUGGUUACAACUUCGGUGUAUUGACAUGCGAAUCGUGCAAGGCGUUCUUCCGUCGAAAUGCCAUCAGAGAAGAAGAGAUAAAGUGCCCAUUUUCGAGCAACUGUGAGAUCACACCUGCUUCCCGUCGUUUCUGUCAAGCCUGUCGACUUCAAAAAUGCUUUGCGGUCAGUGCACUGAGCUCAUCACUCAAGCGUUUGCUGACUAUAUGA